AUGGGCAAAAAGAGUGUGGUCGCUCCAGGGGGUGAGAAUGGUCCCAAUACCAUCUUCAAGGCUACAUAUAGGUGUGUGUCUGCUCCUAGACGAUUUGUGGCAUAUGGUAGAAAAAGAGCAUUACUGACGUCCACUUAUCUUCACGAUUACUUGUAUGGUUUAGUGGAGUGUAAACCGGUAUACGAGAUGCUUUGUCGAGACGUCGCGGUCAUGCGACGGCGAGCUGACGCGUAUCUCAACGCGACUCAAAUAUUGAAAGUGGCAGGAUUCGAUAAACCACAACGUACAAGAGUGUUAGAAAGAGAAGUGCAGAAGGGUGAACAUGAAAAAGUACAAGGAGGAUAUGGGAAAUAUCAAGGAACAUGGAUACCGAUCGAAAGAGGUUUAGCCCUUGCCAAACAAUAUGGUGUUGAAGAUUUACUUCGACCUUUAAUCGAUUAUGUUCCUACGUCAGUUUCACCACCUCCUGCUCCCAAACAUACAGUUGCGCCACCUACUAAAUCAAGGAAAGAGAGAGAACCUAAAGCUGGCAAAGGUCAAAGUCAAGCAACACCUUCUAAAACUGGGCCCACAUCAGCAGCAGCAUUACAAGCUCAAGCUCAAUUGGCAGCUUCAGCAUCUCGAAAUACAAGAAUGCAAGAAUCAACUCCCGACGUAGAUACCUCAUUACGAUCAGGUGAAGUGGAAGAAACACCUUCUGCUACACCGGAAGAAGAUGAAUCAUCAAGUCAAACUCCAAGUCCAGUUGCAUCAGAUUCAGAAUUACUGGUUGAUGAACAUCAAAGUAUGGAUAUAGACAAUCUACAAAUGGGAAUGCCAAUGGGUGUUCAGAUGAAUAUGUUGCCUAUGCCCAUGGAAACAUUAGAUUCUGUAUCAAGGAAAAGAAACGCAGCUAUGAUGAUGGAUGAAGAUCAAGAUCAAUAUUCUCAAUUACGUCGUAUUCGUGGGAACUCAGCUGUUCAUACACCACAAGGCAGUCCACGACAUAUGGGAAUGGGUUUAGGAUCUACCGUACCAGGACAACAUGUGCCAGAUGAAACUCCUAUAGGUCCAGAAGGUUACACAGACAUGAUACUGAAUUAUUUCGUUUCGGAAACAAGUCAAAUACCACAAAUACUAGUUUCACCGCCACACGAUUACGACCCUAAUUCGAAGAUUGAUGAUGAUGGUCAUACCGCUCUACACUGGGCUUGUGCGAUGGGUAGAGUCAGAGUAGUGAAAUUACUUUUGACAGCAGGAGCGUCAAUAUUCGCUGGAAACAAUGCAGAACAAACACCUCUGAUGAGAAGUGUCAUGUUCUCAAACAAUUAUGAUAUGAGGAAAUUUCCUGAACUGUACGAAUUACUUCAUCGAUCAACGUUAAAUAUCGAUAAACAAAAUCGAACAGUCUUCCACCACAUUGCUAAUCUGGCUUUGGCAAAAGGUAAAACGCAUGCUGCCAAAUAUUAUAUGGAAACUAUUCUAUCUAGAUUAGCAGAUUAUCCACAAGAAUUAGCCGACGUGAUUAAUUUCCAAGAUGAAGAAGGUGAAACUGCUUUGACGAUAGCGGCAAGAGCUAGAAGUAGAAGAUUGGUCAAAGCUCUAUUGGAUCAUGGAGCUGAUCCAAAAAUCAAAAACAGAGAUUUCAAAUCUGCAGAAGAUUAUAUAUUAGAAGAUGAGAGGUUCCGGUCAUCACCUGUUCAGCCUAAUGGAAAUACAAAUGGUACAGGAGCGACUUCAUCUUCAAGACAACUUUCCAACCCAAACGAUAAUAACUCCAAUAACAAAUCAGGUAAAGUCGUGUUUGCUCCACAAUUAUAUUCCUCUGAAGCGGCCAGACUCACAGGUGGAACGGCCCUACAAGAUAUCACAAGUAACAUUCAGAGUUUAGCUAAGAGUUUCGAUAAUGAGUUACAGGGUAAAGAAAGGGAUAUAUUACAAGCGAAAGCAAUGUUAACCAAUAUUCAUUCAGAAGUGACAGAAGCAAAUAGGGUAAUAUCGUCUCUGAAUGAAAAAUCAUCUUCGAUAGAAGACAAGAAAAGAGAUUUGGAUUCAUUACAAAAUAACCUUAAAUCGAAUAUUCAAAAAUCGUUGAAGAACGGUUAUGAACAUUGGUUAAAGGGUCAAUUGAUAAGGGAUGAGAAUUGGAAAUCCGGUCAAUUAACUGAAAAUAUCAGUGAUCUGGAAGAAUUACAUAAUUUACCCACAGGCGGACAAGAAGUGAUUCAAGCUGAAGAAGAAAGAUUAAGAUGGGAAAUAGAAGAGAAAAAGAGAAAUAGAGCUGAUUUAGUUGAUAAGUUCGUUAAAGCUCAAACAGAGGCAGGGACAAGUGAACAAAUCGCAAAAUAUAGGCGGCUGAUAGCUGCAGGAUGUGGAGGUGCAAAAGUCGAAGAAGUUGAUGAAGUCAUGUCUCAGCUGCUAGAUACGCUGGAAAAUGAAAGUGAACAGAACAUAUACGCUCCUCCAGCGAUAGAAAAUGUCGCUUGGAUGACGUAG
Molecule: messenger RNA, 2475 nt
Organism: Kwoniella shivajii
Lineage: Eukaryota; Fungi; Basidiomycota; Tremellomycetes; Tremellales; Cryptococcaceae
Exons: 7
Coding region: 1-2475 (824 amino acids)
Cellular component (GO): SBF transcription complex; MBF transcription complex
Molecular function (GO): protein binding; DNA binding; transcription regulator activity
Source: RefSeq, a predicted model, not a curated record